Molecule: messenger RNA, 2779 nt
Organism: Pseudonaja textilis
Lineage: Eukaryota; Metazoa; Chordata; Lepidosauria; Squamata; Elapidae
Source: RefSeq, a predicted model, not a curated record
GCCUUAUGACUGCGCAAGCGUGGAGAUAGAGGAAUUAUGCGAUUGUGGGGGAUGAGCGCUUGUCGCCUGUUGCUUUAAAUGUGGCGGCAGUUGGUGCUGGUGUUGGCGACGGAGUGGGUGGUCAGAGGAUUCAGAUUAUGAAGAUUAAUCAAAACACUGUACUGGAGGGGAAGAAGGUAGUCCUAGUACCAUACACGUCUGCUCAUGUACCUAGAUACCAUGAUUGGAUGAAGUCUGAGGAACUACAGCGUCUGACUGCAUCUGAACCACUCAGCCUUGAACAGGAAUAUGAGAUGCAGUGCAGCUGGCGGGAGGAUGCAGACAAAUGCACAUUUAUAAUACUUGAUGCUGAAAAGUGGUCUAGCCAGAAAGCCUCAGAAGAAGACUGUAUGGUGGGAGAUGUGAACUUGUUCCUUACCAAUUCUGAAGAUCCAACAGUGGGAGAGAUAGAAAUCAUGAUUGCAGAGCCCAGCUGCCGCGGCAGAGGUUUUGGCAAGGAGGCCACUCUCAUCAUGAUGUUUUAUGGAAUUACGCAUCUUGGACUCACCACUUUUGAGGCAAAAAUUAAAUUGGAAAAUGAAACCAGUAUUGGCAUGUUCAAAAAAAUUCAUUUUAAAGAGGUGGGAGUAAAUAAUAUCUUCCAAGAAAUGACACUGAAACUGAUUAUGGACGAACAGGAGAAACAGUGGCUUCUUGAGCAAACUAAUGGAGUGAUUGAAACAAAGUACAAUGCCAUGAAACUACAUCACAAUUGUGACAGCUGAGAAGCUAUGCUCAAUUUGUCUCAAAUUUAGAAAAAAAUGGCUUUUUAUUGUCCAAAAUUGGAAUCGUGUCCCAAAUCCAUAACACUAGUUCUUGCUAAGAAGAAAAUGAGGUGUGACCUCUGCCUUGUUAUUGCCUUAGGUAUUUUUUUUCUAAGGAUAUAAACGUCUAGGAUAUGAGAAUGAACUGCCUCAUCUUAGUGAGAAAAAAGAAUUUUCAGCUGAAAACUCAUUCAGCUUGAACUGAGUUUGAUCAACAGCUGCUGUCAAAAUGAUGCUAUGGACUUGUUUACUGUUUAACUCAGUACAAAUAACAAAGUAUGGCUGAGCUGCAUUUUGAGGCAAAGAACUCAAGGAUGGUGUUACAAAUAGGUUGAGAGUGUCCUCAAUAUAAUGGCUCCAUUUUACCAAAAACCUUAACUUACCUUCUGGGACAUUUUCCAACUUCCCGAUCUAGACUCUAGAACACAGUGUUGGGAUUUCCUACUGGCAUCCCAACCCAGUAUUAACCUGGUCCAGCACUGCAGGUUUUUUUUUUUUAAGUGAGAUAAAACAGCUAAUGCUAAUGAAGACAGCUGACUCUACCCACCUGUAUAUAAAUGUUUUAUGGGUAUUGAACAUUACUGAUGGUUCCAUAUCUGUACAUCUCCUUUAGGAAAUCAAUCAUCCCUCAGUUCCAUUUGUGUUACAUUUAAGUCCCCCUUCAGAGUGAUUUCUCAAACAUCCAAUGGAACUUGGAUGUUCUUUUUCUAUGAGUCCAAUACUACAUAGUUUGUCCAUUUUUUUCAUUAAGUUCAUCCAUUUUGUGAAGAAGCUUGUUUUAAAAAAUGCAAUGAUUGGUGUCUGCUCCAUUUUUUUAUCCUCUAGCUCCUCCUACUGCCCAAUUUUCAAGGUCUUGAAAGGGAUCAUCAUUUUCCCAUAAGAAAUUUUUUUAAAUGAAUUCAAGGCUAUAAUUCCAAAUCCCUCUGGCUGCUUAAUCUAUUGCUAACUUUUUCUAAUUUAUAUACUGAACACCCUUUUGCAAAUAAUCUAAAAAUAUAUUUGCAAUAUUUUUAAAAUCAAACAUGCUAUCUUCAAAGGAGGAGAGAACUCUCUGAAGAAUAUAGUAAAACCAUGGUUGUAAGCGCCGUUUUGUAUAAGAGAUUGAUCAGCAUUCAUUAUUUGGGUUGAGGGGGAAACUGCAUUUGGCAUCACUGUUGCAUAAAGAUGAACCUUCAACCUGUUUAAUAUUCUAAUUGUUUUGUCUUUUUACUUUGUUAUUAAUGAUAAGCACAGUGACAGGUAUGAUCCCUUUAAAAGGCAUAGGCAAUUCAGUACAUCUGGGUAUAUGGUAUAUGGUUUUUAGUCCCGAUUCCAAGUAUCUCAACAUAAGUUGCUCAGCUGCUGCCUUGAAAUAUAAACUACAAAAUAAGAAAUACAUUUAAAAAUAGCAGAGAUUAGUUUAGGCAGAGUGUUCAUAUAUGUCUGUUGGCCUGGAAUGUGCUUCUGUGGUACUGUUGUUCUCGCCUCAAGGCAGUGACAAUCAGCACCAAGCUUCUGAACUAGAGGCUUGCCUCUGUAGAAGCUGGUGACUGCAGUAAAAUCCUUCCGAUAACGAAUGAAUAACACAUUUGGCAAAGUGAUGUCAGCAGUUCUAUUAUUCUGUUGUUUAUAUAUUUAACAUUAUUUUAUUGGUAUUUAUGUAACAGAAUCUUUCAGAGCCAAGGCAGUAGAUAAAGCUUAUAUUAAUGAGGAAAUGCAGCAAUAAAGGGGUUUGGGUCCCAUGAUAUGCUUAUUGUUUUGUUUAGACUGGUUGGUUCCUCAUCAGUUACGUGUAUUUUAUUCUUUUCUGGUUUUGCAUUCUUUUUAUGUGCUAUAAGUCACAGCAACUCAGUAUUUGGAAUUGGGCAACCAUACACAUCCAAGAAAUAAAUAUUUUUAAAGGUUAUCUAAUGAGUUUAUUAUAUUGCAUGUUAUGUGUCCUUAAACUUCAUUCUAUUGUAAUGAUAGUUGAAUUAAGAGAGACAGAAUAAAUGAAA